Molecule: messenger RNA, 1825 nt
Organism: Oreochromis aureus
Lineage: Eukaryota; Metazoa; Chordata; Actinopteri; Cichliformes; Cichlidae
Product: nucleolar protein dao-5-like
Exons: 10
Coding region: 315-1433 (372 amino acids)
Source: RefSeq, a predicted model, not a curated record
GAGGCAACCGUGGAGACGAAUGACGUUAAUAAGAGUCAUCAAUGCGCGCCCAAGUGCUUUCCCUCCCCAGACUAAAGCGGAAGUAAACAAAUCAAACAUGAGCUGAGACCGUAUUAUAACCGUGAUUGCAAAAACUGCUUGUUCAACUGUAGCUUUAGAUUGGGGUCGGUUCUGUUAAUAUCGGCUCAUAAAUACAUCCUAGAGGCAGCUGAAACAAACCGUCACCUUUAACCCACAGCGAAAACCAAGUAACAGUAAAAUCAAGUUGGCGCGUUUUGGAUGAAGAGCAAUAUUUGCUUACACUGACCAACAUAAUGGACUGUAGCACCGCUGACCUGCACGCUAACGUGGCACACGACUCUCCAGAUGAGAGCUCCAGCAGUGAUGAGGACUUGGUGCCUCUAUCAAAGCUGCUGAUGAGGCAACAGAGUGAUGAGAAGGAGUCAUGCGACAAUACCCGCAGCUUAUCCUCCAACUCCAAUAACAAAUCAAAAAAGGACAAAGCUUCAGAUGGCUCCUCGGAUGAUGAGCCGCUAGUAAAGAUGAAGACAAGCCUUGCACCACCUAAGAAACAAGAGAAAAAGGAAAACACACCACCCAAAUCUAACAGCACAAAUAACAAGAACACAGACGAAGACUCUGACAAUGAGCCUUUGAUAAAAAUUGCCAAAAUGUCCUUGAAAGCUGUGAAAAAACCUCCCUCAGUUCCAACCAAAAAAACUGCUGGUAGAAAGAAGAAAGAGUCACUGGGCAAGGACGACAGCUCCGAUGAUGAGCCUUUGAGUCAAGUUGCCAAGAAACCUCAAUCACGGCACAAGAAAAAAGCAGCUGCUGAAAAAGCAAGCCCGGUUACCAAAUCCAAAAGAAACGCUGCAAAGAAAAAGGUGAAAUAUACUGAGACGUCCACUGACAGUUCAGAUGAUGAGCCACUGGCAGCGGUAAAGAGGAAGUCAUCGAAACAUAAAGACAGCAGCUCAGAUGAUGAUGUGCCCCUUGUGGACCUCAUUCCCAAGAAAAGGAAGCCAGUGAAGAAAAGCCCAAAGAAGAGCACGGUAACACGAGGGCGAGCAUCAAACAAGAGAAAAGCAGAAGUCAGUGAUGAUAGCUCAGAUGAAGAACCCUUGAUUAAUCUUGUGAAAAAACCUCGUGCUAACAAAAAACCCAAAACAAAGGCUCCCACUCCGAAGAAGAAGAGCACACCUUCCAGGAGUCCAAGAAAGAAGCCAGGUAACAGUUCAGAUGACAAACCAUUGAAGGCAGCUAAGCAUCCACAAGUGACCAAAACCCUGACAAUCCUACUAGAGAGGUGUGAUGCUGGACAGGCUGGGGCAGCAGGAAGCCUAAAGAAAGCCAGCACAGCAGAAAAACAUGUUGCUGAAAGGCCAGAGAAGGAGGACUCGGCCGGUUCAGAGGAAUCUUCAGAAGAAGAAUAAGUAAAUGAAACAAAUUUCUCAAAGCGUUGUGAAACAUAACGGUCACAGUUAGUGUUUAUGUAAAGUUCUUCACUGUGCUUUAUCUCAAUAGGUGUUAAUUUAUGCGCAUUCUAUUUUUACUCCAGAUUUUAGGUGUGGGACCAAAUUUUGUGGGUUCCUUAAAGAUUUUAUGCACUGUCUUUGAUGCUAUGUUUUUUAAUGUUACGUGCCAAUUGUUUGCAGUUUUUGAAUCCUAUGAGUUUAAUUUGUUUUUAAAAAAGAAGAAAACAGUGUAGCUCUCAUUGCUGUAAGUUACAUUUCAGCUUUCAGGCAUUUUAGCUUUAAGUACACCCUCAGCAUGCAGUUAUAAAAUUUGUUGUGUUGGAAUUAAAGUCCUUUCACAAAGAAAUUCA